Porites lobata is the source of this 1071-nucleotide messenger RNA. The record is from the annotation of a GenBank genome assembly. NCBI's taxonomy places the organism in Eukaryota, Metazoa, Cnidaria, Anthozoa, Scleractinia, Poritidae.
AUGGCGAUGCAGCGCGGAUUGCAAGAAAUAGCAGAAGUCACAGUGGUAACUCCGCCAUUGGAAUUGAUCCGAUUGGCGCAGGCAAAAUUUAGGGCGCUUUCAAAAUUAGAAAAGGCGUAUUCGGAAGAAGUGCUAUCAUUGCGACGUCGCAGCGACCUUUUACAGGAGUCUCUUGACAAAGCACAGCUCGACUACGAGCGCGAGAAAGCCAGUAGGCAACGGGAAAUCCGCCAUUUGAGAGAACAGCUCAAUCAGCUAGAAACACAACAGUUGGAGAGGUUACGGGAAGCAACUCGCGACCACGAAGAGCGACAGGACCUCGACAAGUGCCGCGCACUGCUAGAAAAUGCAACCAGGGAUCUCAAUAGUAUCACGGCGCAAAAACGUCUCGUAGAGCAAAAGUUGGCCCAGAGCGAGGUUGAAUGGGAACGGCAAUUGACCGAAGUCAAUGCGGCUUCUGCGCUGGUGGAGGAACAAAUCAAGGCUCUGAAGCAGCGAAUACGCGAACUCGAACAGGCCUCCAGAGAUCGAGAUGUAACGGAGGUCACUGCAAGAACAGAGAGUGAGGCUCGAGAGACAGCGCUGCGACAGGAGGUGAUACAAUGUCAGGAACGUUUGGAAUUGAUGCAACAAAGACUUGAUCGAACGACAGUGGAAUACAGUCGUUUCCAAGAAGAAGUAGAACGGGAACGAGCUCAGUGGCAAGAGCAAGUAGAAACUUUUAAUCGACAACUGGCCGAAGCUGCUCCUGGAGAAGCAGUAAAACUGCGCCUGGAACGCGAUCAGCUAAAGCGCGAACUGCUAGAUUUAAACGCUCGGUUAAACCAUCUGGAACAAACCCGAACGGAGCGAGAUCGACUGGAAGCUGUCAACGAACAGCUAAGGCUGCGCUUGGAGGAAUGCGAACGGCAUCGUAGCUUCCAGGAUGAUCUCGUUUUAGAAUUGAAACAUCAAGUCGCGACCCUAGAACAAAGAAUACGCGAGGCCGAUCGUGUCGCAGCGAUAGUGCAUCCACAUUUGACGGAGCCGGAAUUUCAAGAGGACGAAAUUCCAGGGUUACCUUCGUCGUCA